UCUACGCUCACAGCACACAGCAGCCCGUCUGUCUGUCUGUAGUUUAUCUGUAGUCCAGUGUCAGGCUGCGAGGGCUACUCGAACCGGCGACCAGUUGGUCAGUUGUUGUGUAAUUUCCUCCACAUAUCUUUGCAUCAGAGACUUUGACCAAAACAUGCUUUGAUCCUCCGGUGGCUGCUGGGAAAUAAAGCGCCUCUCUGUGCUGCUCGGUUUCUGUUCCUUAAAGCGUCUCUUUCUCCGGAGAAAUGUCAGCUGUCAACUCGGACCAGAUCCUGAACCGAACCGGAGCCGAGCCGGAGCAGCAGGAGGAGGCCGGGAUCCUGCAGCAGCAGACCGUGUUUGUCAUCCUAGACUCGGCUGAAACACUCAACCUGGUCCGGGUGGAGUCUGGUAUCGUCGCUGACUUCGAGGUCGACGGUUUGCUGCCGUCAGACUGCGACACUUUCUACGAGAUCAAGAGUCAGCCAAUCAGCAUCAGUACAUCAGCAGCAGCUUCCUCCUCUUCCUCGUAUUCUUCCUCGCUGCCGUCAGCCAUGUCGUCCAGGGUUCUGAUGCGUCAGGACCUGAUGCGUCAGCAGGCUCUGGAGGAGGAGCAGAAGGAGGUGCAGCAGCAGCUCCUCCGCCCCCCCGCUGACCCGUCCUCCCCCAUCUCCGUCUCCGUGGCCUCCUCCUGCACGCCUCCCGCUCAGGUCCCUGUGGAGGUGCUCAAGGUGCAGACUCACCUGGAGAACCCCACCAGGUAUCACAUCCAGCAGGCUCAGAGGCAGCAGGUGCGUCAGUAUCUCUCCACGGCCAAGACAGCCAAUCAGGAGUCGGUGCCCAAACUGCAGCCGGCACACAUCAGCCGCAAAAAACAGAUGGAAGACACGGUCAUCGAUGACAUCAUCAGCCUGGAGUCGGGCCUGAGUGACGAAUUUCUGACGCUGAUCGACUCUGGACUGCAGCUCGCCAACACGCUACCGGUUUCGGGGAACAUGCUGGACGUGUACGGCGGCGGCGGGGGGAUGGCCACGCCCACCGUCACCGUUAGCAACAGCUGCCCGGCCGACCUGCACGUCGUGAAAAGGGAGAUCAAUGAGGUGGAGACCAAAGCGAUGAUGAAAGAGAGACAAAAGAAAGACAACCACAACCUCAUCGAGAGGAGGCGGAGGUUCAACAUCAACGAUCGGAUCAAAGAACUCGGAGCUCUCAUCCCCAAAUCCACUGAUCCGGAAUCGAGGUGGAACAAAGGAACCAUCCUGAAGGCGUCGGUGGAUUACAUCCGCAAGCUGCAGAAGGAGCAACAGCGAGCCCGAGAGAUGGAGGAGAGACAGAGGAGGCUGGAGAACACCAACCACACCCUGAUGCUCCGCAUACAGGAGUUGGAGCGCCAGACUCGCCUCCACAGCCUCAACUCUUCCUCCUCCUCCUCCUCCUCUCUGGACCCCCAGGCAAUGCUCUCCCCCUCCCUGCCUCACCUCUUCUCCUCCCCCUCCCCCCGAUCCGCCCCAUCGCUGGGUCUGGACGCGCUGAGCUUCGUCGAUCUGGACGAGCCUCGGGCGGCCUCGCCGGUCUUCUCCCCGGACCUGAUGUCGGACGUGGCUCUGACGGAUUUCCGUGGCCUGGCGGACAUCCUGAUGGAGGAAGGAGGGGAAGGUGGGGGGGCCAUGUCAGACCCCCUGCUGUCCUGCGGAGCCUCGAAGACCAGCAGCCGGAGGAGCAGCUUCAGCAUGGACGAGGACCUGUGACCAGGGUUCAAAAUUUACUUUUUUCAUCCACUGGCCAAAUGGCUAGUGGAUGUUGACAUUGUUGACCAACCACUCAAUAGAUUACCAUUGUUUUUUUUGGGGGGGGGCUUGUGAGAGUGAAGCAAAUCUACCAGCCACUUGCAUGUUUUACCAGCAUUUGGCUGGUGGAUGUCGUUAACUUUGAACCCUGCCUGUGACGCACAGGCCGGGCUUUUCUAAUUGGCCAGAGGCAGGAUGCCGCCCUGUGACAUCAUCCAAACAAAUAACGCACAUAGGUUAUGUCACGGGGAACAACCGUGGGCUGAAUCUCACUUCCGUUUGAAUUGCAUCCACGUUUCCUCCACUUGUUUUCCUCCUCCAAAUCAUGCGAGGAGAGAGGGAACGAGGGAAUGUGUUUAUAGAGGGAUGAGACUUCCUUUCCUCUGAAGCGUCACGUGACUUUGUCAGCUGUGUGGGCGGAGUUAGCAACUCCUUCAGCUGCACGGC
Messenger RNA from Perca flavescens (yellow perch), 2213 nucleotides. RefSeq names its product transcription factor binding to IGHM enhancer 3a (gene tfe3a). The record is from RefSeq and is a predicted model, not a curated record. Gene Ontology annotation, cellular component: nucleus. The transcript is spliced from 11 exons. Lineage: Eukaryota; Metazoa; Chordata; Actinopteri; Perciformes; Percidae. Gene Ontology annotation, biological process: regulation of transcription by RNA polymerase II. Bases 246 to 1727 code for a protein of 493 amino acids. Gene Ontology annotation, molecular function: protein dimerization activity; RNA polymerase II cis-regulatory region sequence-specific DNA binding; DNA-binding transcription factor activity, RNA polymerase II-specific.